CAUGGCGGCAUGAAGCUGACGAGAAUGCUUCGUAUCGUAAAUCCCUCGCCACGAGCCAGCUAAUAGCAAUUGUGGUUCGACUGACGAUUGCACGUACCAGUACAUCCAGCUGACGGACAUGACGAUUGCAUUCGGAUACCACCCAACCAUUUCGACGCCCCCGGCAAGCAGACAGUCAGGGACCAGAGGAUGACGGCAGCUGCCAAAGGGGUGUGUUACCCGUGGUAGGACGACGGAAAAACAAUCGAAAGAGAAUCAUCUGAGAACAAAAGAGAACGAAGAGAAGAAGGAAAAAGCCUGCUACUUUCCAAGCCGAGAUGAACCUUGGUACCUGGUGGCCAAGAGGUCUUACUUUCUGGAGCGUCGCCUUCCAAACAACCCGGAGGUGGAUUCUACUUACACCGCAUCCCCACCAGUUCGUGUACCGUACCCGGCUAGUUGGUGCCGCAAUGGGAAGCACGGGCCCCUGUAGGUUGAAUAUCCUGCACCUCGCUGCCGCGAGUUUUGUUUGUAGCUCCUUGAGCUACGUCUUGAUAAUCAAGCCUGCCCGUACCUGACAAAAUAGAGCCUAGACUGUAGCUUAGCCCG
Messenger RNA from Parathielavia appendiculata, 588 nucleotides. RefSeq lists its product as uncharacterized. The transcript is spliced from 2 exons. The record is from RefSeq and is a predicted model, not a curated record. Bases 318 to 557 code for a protein of 79 amino acids. Lineage: Eukaryota; Fungi; Ascomycota; Sordariomycetes; Sordariales; Chaetomiaceae.